AUGGAUAAUGGGGAUGUUUACUAUUCACAUAGCUCAGAUGAUUGUGAUGAUGUAUCUUCAAAUGGGCAAGAAACCGAAUCUCCAUUUGGUGGUAUGAGUUAUUCUCAAAAUAGAGAGGAUGAUGGAACUUUGCAAGUUGAUUCACAAAACAUAGAAUUAACUCCUUUAAUCCAGCAAGAUCAAGACAUCCCAAAUAUUUUUGUUCAUGCUGCAGAAUCAUCAAUUGAUGAGCCACGCAUUGGAUUGGAGUUUAAAUAUGAGGAGGAAGCAAGGAGAUUUUAUAAUAUCUAUGCAUAUAAAACUGGAUUUAGCAUACGAAAAGCUAGUCAGUACAAAGCAAAAAGGAAAAAUAAUAUGGUUACAUCGCAUUACUAUGUUUGCUCAAAAGAGGCAAUUACAAAUCUCGAGCACAAGUGCAAGGCAAUUUUUGGCCAGCAUCCUAAAUCCAUUAUUACUGAUCAAGAUCCAGCAAUGAAAAAAGCCAUCAAGCAGGUUUUUCCAAACACCGUCCACAGAUGUUGCCAAUGGCAUGUUAUGAGAAAAGCUAGAGAAUAUUUGGGUGUACUUUAUAACAACAAAGAAGGUUUUAAGAAAGAACUUGAAUCAUGUAUCAAUAAUAGCAUAACUGUUGAGGAGUUUGAAACAAAAUGGUCAAUGAUGCUUCAAAAUUUUGAAUUGCAAGACAACAGUCAUCUUCAGGUUAUGUGGAAUAGUAGAGAAAGCUGGGUACCUGUAUACUUUAGAGAUGCAUUUUUUGCUGAAAUGUCUACAUCACAACGUAGUGAGAGUAUGAAUGCUCUUACUAAGAUUUACACAGACUGUCAUACAUCAAUUUAUAAGUUUGUAACACAGAUUGAAAAGAUGGUUGCUAGUCGAUAUGACAAAGAGGAUGAGGCAGACUUUAGAUCAGGAGAUGGCAAGCCUAGUUUGUGGUCACAUAAUCCAAUUGAAAAAGAAGCUCGGGAGGUGUACACAAGGCGAGUAUACUCUGAAUUUAAAAAUCAGCUAAGAGCUAGUACAGGAUAUGAGGUAACAGAAUUGAAAGAAAAUUUGUCAUACAAGGUAAGCAUAAUGCCUGAUUCUACUUUACCUUAUCAAAGAGUACAAUCUUACACAGUUAGUAUUAAUCCAAGUAAAGAAAGAGUUGAAUGUAGUUGUAAGUAUUUUGAAUUUAGUGGUCUUUUAUGCUCUCAUGCAUUAAAAGAUAUGAUUCAUCUUAAUAUGCGUAAAAUUCCUCCUGACUAUAUUAUGAAACGAUGGACGAAAGUGGCAAAAAAAGGAUCCCUUAGCAUGAAAUUAAGAAACAUAGAAGCUGGUGAUUCCUUAAAUUCGAAAGCUUUAAGAUUCAACGCACUCAGUCUUAAAGUACAGAAAAUACCAUUUGAAGCUUCAAAGAACUUUGAGUCAUAUCAAAUGGCAUGUGAAAAAAUUGAUAGACUUGUUGAGGAGAUCAUUUCACUAAAUCAAGCCUUGAAAGAGAAACAAGGAGAUAAUAUUGCUGAUGAUAUUGGAGAUGAACAAGCCUUGUCAAUGAGAUCAUCUCACUUUGUACCAUUAGCUGAAAAGAUUAGUAAAGAAGGCAUUAGUGAAAGUGACGUGAAGGAAGAGAAACUAAUUAUGAGGGAUUGUAGAAUUAAAGUGCUAUUAGUCUUUUAA
This is a messenger RNA of Ananas comosus (pineapple), 1656 nucleotides long. Its product is annotated as protein FAR1-RELATED SEQUENCE 5-like. Gene Ontology annotation, biological process: regulation of DNA-templated transcription. NCBI's taxonomy places the organism in Eukaryota, Viridiplantae, Streptophyta, Magnoliopsida, Poales, Bromeliaceae. Gene Ontology annotation, molecular function: zinc ion binding. The transcript has 3 exons. The record is from RefSeq and is a predicted model, not a curated record. The coding region runs from base 1 to 1656 and encodes 551 amino acids.